GCCACUCCUGCUCACACAGGAAGUGAAAUGUGGAACUACAACCGAAGCGCGGUGGAGGAGAGAUCACACAUUUGGAGCUCUGCAGGUCACUUGAAGCUCACAGAAACCACUGGUGCUGAAACAAGGACUGCUGGGUAAUGGCUGCUCUUGGGGCUUUUCUCACUCUCGCCGUCUGUCUCCUGCUGGGUCAUCAGACAUUUGCUAAAAACAAGUUUCCCUGCCAGCCCUCCAAUUGGAACAACGGCUACAACACCUUUCUCAAACGGCACGUUAUCUCCGGCAUGCCCACUUCUCUCGAUCAGAAUGAAUGGCAGAAGUUCAUCAAGGACAAUACAGGCUGUGACAGACCAACCCAGUCCUUUCUCUAUCCAAAAGACCUGGACAGAGUCAAGGAUGUGUGCACAAACGAAGGAGGGGCGACGUAUAAGGAGAACCUGUGCAUCAGCCGGCAGUCUUUCACUUUUGUCACCGUGAGGAGUGAACCUCGGACAUGUGAAAUCAGGAGCGUCCGAAAAGAAACCAAACAUCUGAUCCUGGCCUGUGAUCUUCUGGACAACAAGUGCCUGCCAGUCCAUUUCGAGGGAAACCCUAAGAACUUAAAACCAAAUAACAACGCCAAAGGCUGCCAGGCCCCAGAGACCAACCUCUUGUCUUUGUGUAAGUUUAAUUGAAACAUUUGCAAACAGACCCACAGCACUCUCAAGCAUGAGAUGAGCAAAUGAGCAAUGAAUGAAGGCAUGUAGGAUUUUUUGUAAAGUUUCUAUGAGUUACUUAUGACUACUCUCUUAUGGCUACACGUCUAUUUUUUUCUUUUUUUUGCCCUGCACAGGUUUGCAUCUUAGAGAUAUUAGAGUGGUUUGAGCUUCCUCAUCUGUCAUUAGUCAUCAGUUUAGCACAUUUUGUUGUAAGUGGAUGAGUUAUAUUUAUGUACAUGCGAUAUAUUAGAAUAAAAUCUGUCUUUUUUGUUGUUGCUGUAAACAGUUUGUCAAUGUGAGCACCUCAUUAAAAAUAAUUGAUUGGAUAUGUUACCUGCUUUGACUUCUUUAUUGUGAGUGAUAAUAUCUGGAUCAUGUCA
Molecule: messenger RNA, 1075 nt
Organism: Scatophagus argus
Lineage: Eukaryota; Metazoa; Chordata; Actinopteri; Scatophagidae
Exons: 2
Coding region: 138-671 (177 amino acids)
Source: RefSeq, a predicted model, not a curated record